Messenger RNA from Cynoglossus semilaevis (tongue sole), 1041 nucleotides. It is a transcript of the gene pcbd1, whose product is annotated as pterin-4 alpha-carbinolamine dehydratase/dimerization cofactor of hepatocyte nuclear factor 1 alpha. NCBI's taxonomy places the organism in Eukaryota, Metazoa, Chordata, Actinopteri, Pleuronectiformes, Cynoglossidae. Gene Ontology annotation, biological process: tetrahydrobiopterin biosynthetic process. The transcript is spliced from 4 exons. The record is from RefSeq and is a predicted model, not a curated record. The coding region runs from base 136 to 444 and encodes 102 amino acids. Gene Ontology annotation, molecular function: 4-alpha-hydroxytetrahydrobiopterin dehydratase activity.
GGCAGCUGUGAGCAGGACCCCACGCUCAUGUGUUCUUUGGACUGACUGUCACAGUGGUUUUAGCUCUGUGCUGCUGCAGGGAGCUGGAGCUGAACCUGCUCCAUCAGUGUGUGUGUGUGAAAAGACUCAGCAAACAUGGCUGGUAAAAUCCAGGGCCUGAGUGAGGAUGACAGAGCCCACCUUCUACCAUUACUACGAAAUGCUCAAUGGGUGGAGGUGGUGGGCCGGGACGCCAUUUACAAAGAGUUUGUCUUUAAAGACUUUAACCAGGCUUUCGGAUUCAUGUCCAGAGUGGCUUUACAGGCAGAGAAAAUGGACCAUCAUCCUGAGUGGUUUAAUGUCUAUAAUAAGGUCCAGAUCACUUUGAGCACACAUGACUGUGGAGGCCUGUCGCAGCGUGACAUCACUUUGGCCACAUUCAUUGACCAAGCAUCUCUAAUGUGAUCAACCAUAAUAAAUGAGGAUAGAUCAUUAGGUCAAAUGUGCUCUCUGUAAUGCUUCUGUGGAAAAUUGUGAAUUUAAGGAAAUCUUAAAUGUAAAUGUUGACCCUUUAUGUCUAAAGGAUUCAGGUAUUACUGCAAUCAUUCCAACGCUAUGUACUUUACACACAACACACACGACACACGGGCUAGACAACACAACCAGCAAGUGAGUCCAAUAAAAUGGACUCAAAUUGAAAUAAUACCUGGGUCUACUCUUGAUGAUUUGUCUCCAUUCAUCAGUCCAUCACAGGGCCACAUGUAGAGACAAACAAACAUUUACACUUGAAUGAAUAUCUUAGACAAUCCCAUGUGUUUUUUAAGAAAACCGGAGGAAUGAAAGGAAAUAUAUCUGAAAAAACCCAAACCCACCCGGGAAAUGCAAACCAUCCAGUUAGUGCACAGUUGGGGUUUGAACCCGCGACCAUCUUGCCUUAGAAUAUAGAAUUUUGGGCUCAACCUAAGUUACACAUAAUGAUGCUGAUUAAUUCUGUGUAUCUUUGUGACUGUAAAGAAUAACCACUGCCAGUUGUUACACAGUGCAUUAAAAUUGUUUAUUAAA